Messenger RNA from Striga asiatica, 453 nucleotides. The record is from the annotation of a GenBank genome assembly. NCBI's taxonomy places the organism in Eukaryota, Viridiplantae, Streptophyta, Magnoliopsida, Lamiales, Orobanchaceae.
AUGUCUGGAAGCACAGGAGAACGUUCUUUUGCUGAUAUUAUUACCAGUAUUCGAUAUUGGGUCAUUCAUAGCAUUACUAUACCUUCCCUAUUCAUUGCGGGUUGGUUAUUCGUCAGUACCGGUUUAGCUUAUGAUGUAUUUGGAAGCCCUCGGCCAAACGAGUAUUUCACAGAGAUCAAAAAGAGGAAUCUACUUCAACCGAUAUCUCCGAGUAAUGAGGAUUCGGAAUAUCACACAUUGAUCAAUCAACCACUAAAAGAAAGAUCGAUUCUUUUGGAUCCUUCCUUUCGUCAAACGGAAGAAAAUAGGGUUAGGCGGGCUGUAGACUAUCGGGGAGAGGAGACUGCGAAGCGAAGUGAAGGAAAAGAGAAUGGUUUCGCUCCUUUACUGCUUUCUGACUAUCAAGAUUCGUCCACUACUAGAGAAAGAGCCACUCUGUAUCAGGCCUUUUGA